Messenger RNA from Oreochromis aureus, 2268 nucleotides. RefSeq lists its product as uncharacterized. Bases 376 to 2268 code for a protein of 630 amino acids. The record is from RefSeq and is a predicted model, not a curated record. NCBI's taxonomy places the organism in Eukaryota, Metazoa, Chordata, Actinopteri, Cichliformes, Cichlidae. The transcript has 2 exons. Gene Ontology annotation, molecular function: ubiquitin-protein transferase activity.
AACAUCAAAUCAGACAGCAGUUUGCUCUCAAGGUUCUUGCUGUGAAGCUGUGACCGUUUGGCAGUGAACAGGAGUCCUGCAUGACUAAAAAGUCUCUCACAGGCUGCAGAUGCAGGAAGAGCUGUAUUGACUUUGAUCGACAGCUUCUUGAUCUGAGGAAAGCCAUGCAAUAGAUCCACACCUCCAGUGAAUGGACAUUGGACAGUGAAAGGUACCUCUCCAGUUCCUCUGCUUCUGGCUUUCCUGACCCCAUGGAUCCAUCAUCUUCGUCGGUUAGGCUGCUGUUUGUGCUGGCCUCAUCCAGCUCUGUGUCUAGGUGAUGUCUGAUGAAGUGGAGACCUGUGGAAAGACAUUGAUGCCACAGUGAUUGAUUUCAUGGAUGACAAGACCCUGUCUGGUUACAUCCCAACAUAUGGUGAUCGAAUAGCUGCCAGACGGUUCUGCUUGGAAAACAGUGGUGCAAGUACUAAGGAAUCAAGAAAAAACUCAUUGCUCGAAAAAUUGAAGGAAAAGAUGGGAAUCAAUGAAAAUGAGAAGAAACCUGAUCAUGAGGAGGCAUUUGUUUCUAAGAGAAAAAGAACAUAUGCAAAAAACAACAGAUGGGCUGAGAAAAAGACUCGAAAAAUUGAGUUAGGGUGGAUCCAUGAAGGUAAGCAAGUGAGAAAGCGCAGAGGAGGAGGAACAAGGACCUUUGAUGUGCCCAAAGACUCCAAAAAAGCUGACAUGUUACAGUAUGCUAAAGAUCUUUUCUUUCCAAGUGGAAAAAGCAAAUUUGGAAGAUGGGAGGUGUUCAGUCAUGACAUAUUAGACUAUCAGGAAGAGGCUGUAUUUGAUGAAGAUGUCACAGUUGGAGAACUCUACUCAGCACUUAAAAUGGGAAUAUUGAGAUUUUACUUGUGCACAAGAAGAUUUUCCAAUGAUGAAGAUGAUGAAGAAGUUUAUGAUAGAGGGAAAACACAUGUAAACAAUGUUACACAACUGACUGACUCACAUCAAGGAGAUGAAGAAGCUUUCCACACUGUUGUGAUCUCAUCAUCAGAAUCUAGGAAUGCUGAUGAAGAUGUAUUAUUAGACACAUCUGAGGUAAUGAUUGGACCCUACCUUGGAGAGCCUCUGCCUUGUCAACUUGAUGACACUGUAACAGAUGAACCAUUCCUGCAGUUUGAGGAAGAUGAUCUGGUCAUCACAUCCAUUACACUUCCUCCAACAAACACAGCAGUCAGUAGUCCAGGUACAAGCAAUGAAGCAAUAAGCUCUGCAGGAUCAUAUGAUGUUGUCUGCAUUACCAUCAAACUUCACAGGGUUACUAUUCUGGAGGAGAUGAUCAGCCAGUUCAAAGAUCCAGCACUCCUCAUACACCCUCUAAAAUACACCUACAUUGAUGAAAAAGGAGCUGAUGCAGACGGUGUAUCAAGAGAUGUGUAUGCUGCAUUUUGGUCAGAGUUUGUGGACAACACAGCUGAAGGAGAGGAGUUCAGAGUGCCAUCACUGUCACCUAAAUGGCAGGAAGAAGAGUGGAAAUCCAUGGGUAGAAUUUUACUGAAGGAUUUCAAGACCAUGGAUAUUUCCUUGUCGCCUUGCUCCUGUUUUCACAGUGGCACUCAUCUUGGUGAGAAUCAAGUAUCAGAUGAUCUGCUGUUUGAAAGUCUUCUCUUUUACCUAAGUCAAUCAGAUAGGGAUCUGAUAACAAGGGCUCUAAAAGAAGAUCUUUCAGAUGAAGACAGGGAUGAAGUGCUGGAUCUCAUGGAUCGCCUGGAUGUAUCAGUGCUUCCAACCAAAGAGAACUUAAAAGGCCUUCUUCUGAAAGUCGCACACAAACAAUUAAUCCAAAAACCAGCAUAUGCCGCAGAGAAAAUGUCCUUAGUUGCAAGCCACUUCCUAAAAGAAGCUUUUCAAAGCCCACAAGAUGUCCUACAAAUGUAUGAAGAUAAAAAGCCAACAACGAGAAAGCUUUUGAAGUUGCUUACUGCCUCUCCCACCACUCAAGCAGAGAAGCAGAGCUUCAGAUUUCUGCACCAGUACAUCAGAGGACUUGACGAUACAGGACUGAGAAGGAUGUUCAGGUUUCUUACUGGGUCAGAUGUCAUCUGUGUUGACAAGGUUGAGGUACUGUUCACGCCUGUGGAUGGACUGGCACGACGACCUGUGGCACACACAUGCGGCCCUCUUCUGGAACUACCAUGGACAUACACGUCCUACCCAGAACUACGAAAUGAACUGGACAAUGUUUUGGCUGCUAAAAGCUCUUAUGAGUUCAGCAUAGCUUGA